Molecule: messenger RNA, 991 nt
Organism: Vigna unguiculata (cowpea)
Lineage: Eukaryota; Viridiplantae; Streptophyta; Magnoliopsida; Fabales; Fabaceae
Product: glutathione S-transferase F9-like
Biological process (GO): glutathione metabolic process
Cellular component (GO): cytoplasm
Molecular function (GO): glutathione binding; glutathione transferase activity
Source: RefSeq, a predicted model, not a curated record
GAUUUCACGCGCAGAGAAGCGUGACGAACGAAUCCAAAGUUGUUACUAGUGUCUGGGUCUGUCACUUCACUCACUAUAAGAAGUGUUGGUAAGGAAGAAAAAAUUAUGUUCGGUGAUUUUGCUUCAGUGUUGUUUGUUGAAGAAGGGUAUUUCUGAGGAGAGAAUCAAAGAAUGGUGGUGAAGGUGUACGGUCCCCACUGUGCUUCCACCAAACGGGUUCUGGUUUGUCUCAUCGAGAAGGAACUCGAAUUUGAGGUUAUCCCUGUUGAUCUCACCAAGGGGGAGCAAAAAAAUCCCGACUUUCUGAAAUUGCAGCCCUUUGGAGUUGUUCCUGUCAUCCAAGAUGGAGACUACACCUUAUACGAAUCGCGUGCUAUAAUGAGGUAUUAUGCAGACAAAUACAGAUCUCAAGGGGUUGAGUUGUUGGGGAGGACAGCAGAAGAGAGAGGUGUUGUGGAACAGUGGCUUGAAGUUGAAGCACAUAACUUUCAUCCACCAGCGUAUGAUUUGUGUGUGCAUGUUCUGUUUGGUCCAUUACUUGGCAUCACUCCAGAUCCAAAGGUGGCUGAAGAGAGUGAAGCAAAGCUGGUGAAGGUGUUGGAUAUUUAUGAGCAGAGACUGUCACAGAGCAAGUAUCUGGGUGGUGAUUUCUUCAGUGUUGCUGAUGUAAGUCACCUUCCAUUCACAGAUUAUAUUGUGAACAAGAUGAAGAAAGGGUAUUUGAUCAAAGAGAGAAAGCAUGUGAGUGGUUGGUGGGAUGAUAUAAGUAGCAGACCAUCGUGGAAGAAGGUUAUCGAACUCUACCAACCUCCCAUCUAGUUCUUCAAUGGAGUUUCAUAGACUCUGCAUUUAGUGUCUUCAUCUUUUAACAUGCUUCUCAUCAAUAAAUGUACUUUUGCAUAACUAUGAAUCAAGUCUGCAAUGUAUACCCAAAAGUCUUACUUGACAAUAAGUGUUGUCUGAAAUUCAAUAAGGAAAAUGAUUUUCUUAA